CUCAAAUCUAACCGUUGAUGCUCUCUUUCUCAUUCUCUCUCCCUUCGUCAUCACAAGUUUUCUCCUUUCGGUUACGAAUCCUCAGACACCAUUUUCCACCCACUCCGCGCCAACAACAAUUAAUCUCCAAAACAUUUAAAAAAAAAAAAAACAAAAACGAAACCUCUUUUCUUUUUCAGGGUUUUUCUUUUCGCCUUAAUUUUUCUCUCUCAUUUUCCCGUGAAAUUUAGGAGGUUUUUUUAUUCAUGAACGACCUACCCCCAAUGAUGGCUCAGUCUCAGAUCUUGCAAGGCCACCAAAACUACGUCGUUUGGACGCAUCCCCCGCCGGCACCUUACACGCCGGAAAACGCUUCCGUGUACCCUCGCCCGCCAGCGUUUAACCCCCAUCCGGGUCGGGUCAACCGAAAGGGAAGCGUUCAAAAUAAAUUUCACCGAACCGGUUCGGGUCCAAGCCACGGGUUCAAACCCGCUAAUCCAAACCCGAACGAAUUUCACCUGCCGACGGCCAACCGGUCUGGCGGGAAGGGUCGCCGGUUUCACCACCCGAAGAGGAAGUAUGGCGACGAACGGCUCGACGUGCCUUUGGCGCCACACAACACGACGACGUUCCUAAUCCGGGCGAAGAAGUCCGGCGGCAUCGCGUUGGUGUCGCCGUGUCCGAUGACGCCAGCGAUCACGCCGACGAUGUUGCCGGCGGGGGAGUUAGUGGUGGAGAUGGCGAAGGAGCAGUGGGUGGUCGACGGCUACGGGUCCAUGAAAGGCCUGAUCCGACUCCGGCAUGAGAAGAACGACUCCGGAGAGAAUUCCGGCGAAGAUUCCGGCGACGUCAGCGAUAGUGUGGCGGUGGAGAAGCGGUUGGACCACGACUUGAGCAGGUUCGAGAUGAUAUACCCCAAUUCUGGCGAAGAACAGAAGUUGGAGAAUAGGGUUGAUGAACAAGACACGCAAAUUGCACACCUUGAAGAAGAGAAUUUGACCCUCAAAGAGAAGCUUUUUCUCAUGGAAAGGGAAUUGGGUGAGUUGAGGAGAAGGGUUCGGUGCUUGGAGACUGACGGAAUCGGCACCGUGGCACGAGAUGGCAAUGAGGCGGAGAAUUUCGCCGGUGAUGCCGAUGAUUGCUCUGAGAAGAGUGUCGGAAAUGAUGUUGGUGACAGUGGUGGUUGUAACUAUAGUGAUAGUGGUAACAAUGGUAGCAACCAUGACCGUGUUUGAGUCAACUAUCUUUAGUUAUUCACCAUUGCUUGGGUUGCAAGUUUCUCUUUUUAUUUUUCUUUGCUUUCCCUUGUAAAUAAAUGAUUGUAGAUAUUUUAUUACCUUGAUAGAUGGAGGACUAGCUAUAGUUUAGCUUAGUUUAGUCAGGGUUGUUAAAUUCUCGUUUGUAAACUAACUCUUUGGAUGAAUCAACUUGGGUUGUGCCUUGUGAGUUUAUUUAGGAGUUAGGACCCUGAAACUCACUUGAAUAAAAAAUGGACAGUGUUUUGCAUCGGCAUAGUUAGAACUAGAGAUUAGGGAAUUUGUUUGUCUUGUUAGUUUCUUUGGUAACUAGCUAAUCAAUUUCUUUAGAACGCUUUUGAUAAAUGUUGCAAUUAAUGUUGAGAGGGGAGUAAAGGGGCUCUAGUGCUUUUGGCCAUAUGUGGCUGUGGU
Molecule: messenger RNA, 1646 nt
Organism: Abrus precatorius (Indian licorice)
Lineage: Eukaryota; Viridiplantae; Streptophyta; Magnoliopsida; Fabales; Fabaceae
Exons: 1
Coding region: 246-1214 (322 amino acids)
Source: RefSeq, a predicted model, not a curated record